Molecule: messenger RNA, 4290 nt
Organism: Xiphias gladius (swordfish)
Lineage: Eukaryota; Metazoa; Chordata; Actinopteri; Istiophoriformes; Xiphiidae
Product: cyclin-Y-like protein 1
Exons: 10
Coding region: 192-1217 (341 amino acids)
Biological process (GO): regulation of canonical Wnt signaling pathway; regulation of cyclin-dependent protein serine/threonine kinase activity
Cellular component (GO): plasma membrane
Molecular function (GO): cyclin-dependent protein serine/threonine kinase activator activity; protein kinase binding
Source: RefSeq, a predicted model, not a curated record
GGUCCACCUCGGUCUUGCAUGUUUUAACUGUCGCUUAGCGGAUUUAGAAAAAAAAAAAAAAAAACCACCCCGCGUAUAUUUCAGACCCCCUGCGAGCCCGCUCGGCGGGGUCAAGUUGGGACUGGUGAGCGAUCCCUCCUCAGUUGUAUGGGACACGGCGCCGGCUGUGGCAGGACUGUUGUAGGUCAACGAUGGGCGGUUCGGUGUCCUGCUGCAUCUCCCCCGGAGAGAGUCCCAAGACCCACAGGAGGGAGGUGGAGCUGGAGGAGUGUCCCAUCACCACCGCCGAGGAUGUGAGUGAAGACACCGGGACCUACCUGCAGCACAUCAGCGACAGGGAGCUCCCGGACGAACUGGCCCAAGAGGCCAACCCAUCAGACCACCCCAGGGCCAGCACGCUCUUCCUCAACAAAUCGCAGACAGACGUGCGUGAGAAAAGGAAAAGCAACUACAUGAACCAUACGUCCCCAGGACUCCUGACCAAAAAGUACAGUUCCUGCUCAACAAUAUUCAUCGACGACAGCACGGUCAGCCAGCCCAACCUCAAGAGCACGAUCAAAUGCGUGGCAUUGGCCAUAUACUAUCAUAUAAAAAACAGAGAUUCAAACCGCUCGCUGGAUAUAUUCGACGAGAAGAAGCACCCGCUAACGCGGGAAAAGGUUCCAGAUGACUACUCUGUGGUCGACCCAGAACACAAACUCAUCUACCGCUUCAUACGAACACUCUUCAGCUCCGCGCAGCUCACUGCUGAGUGCGCCAUCGUCACUCUGGUGUACCUGGAGAGGCUGCUGACUUAUGCGGAGAUGGACAUCUGUCCUUGUAACUGGAAGCGCAUCGUUCUCGGCGCCAUCCUGCUGGCUUCCAAGGUCUGGGACGACCAGGCUGUGUGGAACGUCGACUACUGCCAGAUCCUCAAAGAUAUCACCGUGGAGGACAUGAAUGAGAUGGAGCGUCACUUCCUGGAACUGCUCCAGUUCAACAUCAAUGUCCCAGCCAGCGUCUACGCCAAGUAUUACUUUGACCUGCGCUCACUGGCCGACGACAACAACCUCAGUUUCCCACUGGAGCCGCUCAGCAACAAGCGUGCCCAAAAACUGGAGGCUAUCUCCAGGCUGUGUGAGGACAAGUACAAGGACCUGAGCAAAUCUGCUAUGAGGAGGUCUGUCAGUGCAGACAACCUGGUUGGCGUCAAGAACUCCCAGGCUGUGCUGUCCUAAAUCUGGUGAGGAGGUGGAACGGCGGGUUUAGAGCGGCGCUUACGGGAUGUGACGCCACGGUCCAGACGUUCAUCGAGAGACAUUCUUAAAGUAGAUUACGUUAAUAUCAGUAACUGAAAAGUCCCGCCACACAACGUUAAAUGCCGACUUUGGGGAGGAACAAAAAAAACAAAACAAAACAGAACACAGAAGUUUACCGUACAGUAUCUCUAAAAUGUAAAGAAUCCAGUCUCUAUAUGUUCAUUGAGAAGAACUUCAGGUAUCUGCCUUUAAAGCAUGGUAAUUUGUUGAAACAUUUUGCAGACUGUCACAUUUUUGUUUCGAAUUGUGGAUGUCUAACUUCAGAGGGAAUUAGUAUGAAAAUGCCUCCUGAUGCCACACAAACUGAGGACCUCAUCUUCCCUUUUCUUUUUUUUAUUUGUUCAUCCCUCAGUCUUCUGGGGAGCACUUGCUCGGGCCUCGGCCCACUUCUCCUCCACGAGCCGCAUCCCCUCUCCUUUAUUCACAGGGUGACAAACUGUCUCGAACUACCCCGUGGUGUAGUUCUGCACAUGGACAAAGAGUAGACUUUGUUUUGCUUACUAUGUAGGCCCCUAUAGCUGUAAAAUGUACAAGACUUUAUUUAAUUCAAAAAAAAAAUAAAUAAAUAUCAGUCGCUGUUUUAAGUUGAGGCUGCUUAGGUGGGAAAAUAUGUGGUGGUGGUUCUUGUUUGCAGGAGCUGUAAGGUCUUUGUGACAAAUGAAGAUGUUUGGAAAAGGAGUUUUUAAAAAAACCAACCACGAUGGCCAUGACAACUCGUUGUGGCUUUACUAUGGUAUGAGAUUGCAUCUAUGAAGUCUUGUUGUUUUGUCAGAGGAGUCACCUUGUUUGUCUCAAACAAAAACCUCACAUACAGCACAAUAUGAUAAUGAGCUUCUUCCAUAAAAGCGGUCAGACGUCCCACCUUGACACUAUACACUUGAGUUGAAUUUUAAAAGCCAGUGUCACCGUAUAUACCAGUGACUAUUUCUAUUAAAUAUGGUAAAUGGUAAAUUUUUUUUUUUUUUUUAAAGAUCAAUUAAUGACUUGUUGAGUCAGCAGAACAUGCAAUUAUUAGCAGGAGACUGAUUAUUGGCGCAGAUAAACUGUCAGUAGGUGAUUAUUAGUUCAGUUUGUCACUGCAAUUGCUGCAAGUGUGUGUGUGUGUACCUCACUGAGUAGAACUCAUGGGGCUCGUUUGUAUGCAAGGUGUACAUGGAUGCACAAGGGGCCAGAGAUAGUUCAGGGAGCACGCCGUGAAUGAGUGACAGCCGAUAGCGGAAAAUGCCGAAUAUUACAAUGACGCUGAGCGAGAAACCGCAAUGUAGUCCCGGGAACGUAACGACACCUGAUGCGGUGGAACGGGAUGAGUGCACCCCAGUUGAAAACAGUAACUCCAAUUAGACCUGUGCGCGCAUGUAAUCUUUUAUUUUAAUUCCAUUCAAAGGCAUUAUUAAGCUUUGGCAUGCUGCUGCAUCCUGAGCUGUGCAUCCGUUUAUCCUCUCCUCUCUAUCUUAACGACUCAAAAGAAGGCGACUCGGGGGGGUCGGCGACCAAAGAUCUCACCUGCUCAGAAAAGCACGGGUUUUUACCGAGACACAUUCAAGCCAUCAACCUCAUGCGGACGUGUGCCCUCACUGCAGUGCAAAGUCAUAGGAAGAGCGAGUGUUUUAGAACAACUGCCUAGCGCAUCAUAAAUUCAUGAACGCUCAUUGUAAACGUUACAGCUGUUUCGGCGGGAGAGAUCUUUUCCACAUACGAACUCUUCCCAUGAAACUUAGCGUCCAUGUAGAACAGAUAACAAGCUCUUUACUGCUGCAUUAUAAACAGAAUGAAUGCAUAAAUGACAUUAUAUAAGUAAAGUGGGAAGCGGGCAGAUAUUAAAUAUUAAAGAUUUUCCCCUUUGCCUCACUCCUGAGACACAAGCCUGACUGGAAGGAGCUGGUUGCAGUCUGGCUGCCGGCCUCAUGGGGGCACUAGGUGAUUGAUGCUCCGAGCAAGAGGCCCCAUUACUGCAAGAGCCUCCCGCAGGCUCGUCAACUCUGUGACCAUGAAAAAGUGCCCAACCCGGCUCUGGGCCCAGGUUACGUCUAUCGGCCAGGAAGGGGGGGGUCCAAGGCUGGUGCCACUGUCAGGCAGGACCCCUGCAUUGAAGCCGGGACUGAGCACAGUGAACUCACACCGCCGGAUGAGUCAGCCGUGUCAGUCUUGGGUGGGUGAGAUUGCAAUGACAUUUGCCCACCUUGCAGUGAUUUAUCUAAAAAAAGAAAGAAAAAAUAAAUACACGAUCUUUAUCCUUCCUUAUCCUCCUUUACUUUGUGAUCAGUCUAGAUGAACAGCAGCUCAGACCUGGCCACCUGAAAAGGAAUAAAUUGAUGAGACAGAUUCCACAAGUUGCCCCUUUUUUUUUUUUGAAAAAAGGCUCAGUAAUAUCCCACAACAGCUGGACACUGUAGUUUUAAGCACACAUUACUAAAACAACAGUAAAUUGUGCAUUUUCUGUGGAUGUAUUUGAUGUGUAAAUUAGAUCAUUAGGAUGCAUGAGUGGGGCCGUUCUCAGGAUGUCUCCUAGUGUUGCUUAAUUUUGCAUAUUUAUCAUGUGAGAGGGGAGACGAUACAGAUAAUAAAUAACACUAAGAAUAUUUGUCUGUUUACAUAGAAAAAUUUAAAGAAGGCUCACAGCUCAAAAUGCAAAGUGCUACUCUCACGGCCCCGCGCAGUUCUUUACUGUUUUUCAGACCAUUACUUCACUGUGAGUGUGAGAAUGUCAUAUAUUGUGUUACACAUAAUACCUGAAGUCGGUAUUUCUUUAUUCGGAUGCAGUUGCCAGGAAACAGGUGGAUAGUUUGGCUUGACACACAGAUUUAUUUUUUCACGGAUUGCACAUCUUUUCUACUCACUGGAUGAAAUGCCGUGGGUUAUGCAAAAUACAACACACACAACGCGUGAUCUCGGCGGCAUCACGGGUCAGCGACUGCUGAUGAUUCAGCCGUUUGAAAAAUCGGCUUUUGCUGACGAUUGUUGACAAAUGAUCAUGACGUGAUCUCGGGUGUGU